This is a messenger RNA of Neospora caninum, 1023 nucleotides long. RefSeq names its product metallophosphoesterase, related. The record is from RefSeq and is a predicted model, not a curated record. Bases 1 to 1023 code for a protein of 340 amino acids. The transcript has a single exon. Lineage: Eukaryota; Apicomplexa; Conoidasida; Eucoccidiorida; Sarcocystidae. Gene Ontology annotation, molecular function: hydrolase activity.
AUGACUGCUCUGGCAUCCGAUUCUCUUGACUUUCUCUGGCCGGGUUCUCGGAUCUUAGCUGUGGGCGACCUUCACGGCGACAUCGGCAAUACAAUGCUGCUGUUGUACGGCGCUGGAGUGGUGGACGAAGAUGGAAACUGGAUUGGUGGCGACUCUCUCCUGAUCCAGACUGGUGAUGUCGUCGAUAGAGGCCCCGAUGGAAAGCGUAUUUACGAUUACCUUUCAACUCUGUCUGCGCAGGCAAAGGAGAGGGGAGGAAAGAUCGUUCAACUUCUCGGAAACCAUGAUGUAAUGAAUGUCUGUGGAGAUUUUCGAUAUGCACAUCCUGCAGAAACGAUGGAAUUUGGAGGUGCCGCGGGUCGCCGCCAGCAGUUCAUGGAUGAUGGACAUUAUGGCAAGAUGCUCCGAUCAUUCCCAGCAUCGAUAAAGGUGAACGGCGUCAUCUUCGCCCAUGCGGGGAUCCCGAGCGAGUUCGCUGCUGUGGGACUCGGAAAGCUCACGCAACAGCUUCAUGAAGAACUGGCAGACGAUUGCAAGCUGCAUAACGUUCGGUUCUACAACGAGGCUAUGGGGUUGCGAACGGGUGAUCUAUUUGUGGCCGGUUCUCAUGGUCCACUCUGGACACGGGUUUUUUCCAUGGGGCAAAUGACGAAGAUAUGCGAGGAGCUUGAAAAGGCCCUAGGGAUACUGGAGUCUGAGAAAAUGGUCAUUGGCCAUACAGUGCAGGAAUCCGGCAACAUUGAGUUCUACUGUGAUGGUAGGCUCAUCUUGAUCGACACAGGAAUCAGUCGGUACGUAGCUAAUUCGCCUAGGAUGCUCGAAAUCCAGAAUGGUGCUUUCUUUGAGUGGAGGCUCGAGAUUUCUGAGCAGGUCAGUGAGGGUGAACCCAGCGUGCGUGGGACUAAGCGGCCGUUGAAUAUCCCAGCCCUGAAGGAACCGGACAGCACGGCGACACGUACUGACGGCAGCGCAGCUGGCCACGAAGACAAGUCGGAUGGGAGCUGCCGUGGAGAUGAGCUCUGA